AUGUUCGAGGAGAUUGACCGCAUGCUUUUUGAUGCCCCCUUGGCAACCACUAGCCCACCGACCACUAUAAAUCAACAGACUAGUGCGACGGCUGAAGUCUCCGUCCCCGGACCACUUAACUACGAUGACAAUGGGAAGAAAGGAGAAGCAAGUGGAAGGGCGGGAAGCUUGGAACACCUUCGGAAAGGCAUCUUCACUAGUCGUCAGCCUAUGGGGCAGAUGAAGCAACUGAGGCGAGCCCGUAUCCUUGGCCAACAAGGUAGGCAACUAAAAACAAGCCUUAAUUAA
Messenger RNA from Protopolystoma xenopodis, 288 nucleotides. The record is from the annotation of a GenBank genome assembly. NCBI's taxonomy places the organism in Eukaryota, Metazoa, Platyhelminthes, Monogenea, Polystomatidea, Polystomatidae.